AUGGCUGACUACGACACCGGAACAGCUGACGACAUUCUUUCCAGCUUUUCAUCCGAGUCAUUCCAAUCGACACCGGACUAUACUCCAGUUUUCCUUUUUACUCCCGCUUUCGCCCAUUGGGCUGAUACGCAAGGCACAUUCCUUGAGCAAUGUCUGAAUCGGCUAUACCAGAAGACCUUAGACCAUUCCUCGCAGGAUCCCAUCCAUGCCAUCGGCGCCAUAAUCGAUCGCCUGCCGCACCAUACACGAGAGGGUAAUACAGCUGGCGAUACAACGGAAUUUGAGGGAGUGUCCAUCCUACUCGCCAGAGGAGAUAGUAUCCAGGCAAAAGCUGCUACAGCUCGUCAAAUCCGCUCGGCGGAAACUGAGGAAUCCACGUUGCUUUUCUCGUUCCGGGAGAACGUCAAUGGCCACGCCAUACGCCAGCACACUCACGACAUCGGACUUCGACUCGCAAACACUAUCUUCGUCAACGGCAGGGAGAACACACUCUUUGGGGGUCGUUGGGCUUACGAUUCUUCUUCAAGGAAACUCAAACUGGAGAAAUCUACUGACCUUUCUGCAUGCUCGGUAACAGUCGCGCAGAACAAUAUUCGCAGUACGCUCCAACUCCCGCUGUACCCUGUUGGCGAGCGCCGCAAGGUCAUAUCUAGCAUGGGAAACAUCCUCAGUCAAGUGGCAAAACAUGCCGACGUUAGAUCCGACGAACCGAUGCCUGCUUCUUCUGAAUUAGAAAAGGAACUACCACGGUACAUUGCGGAGAAUGACAUCGCCGACAGAAGAGUGUCCGUUUGGGCCUUGAUCGAAUCCACGGAGAGCAGCUCAUACACAAAAUCAAGCCAUUCGCAGAAUAGCAUUGCAGAAGCUAUACGAAAGGGCGCUAAACUUCACCAUGUCAUGAGUGGCGGAGGCGGUUGGGGCAAGAAACAAGGUCUUUUGUCACUGGAUCCGGAAACGAGCUUUGGAAAGUCGGGCAAGGAGAGUAUAAAACCUCUCCAUCAAGUCUUCUCAGAUAACGAGCAAGACUCCACAUACAGUUCCCCUGUCCCGGAACUGCCGAUGUUCAUGCAGGAUCUGUCAACCCUGUCGCAGACUGCAGAGCCAGGCGACUAUGUUCAGUUCUUUGCCUCCGUCGGGGAGCACGAGCUGCGCAGCAGCAACAGUAGCAGCAGCUCAUCCGCAGAAGAUAGCAUUUCGUGCUUCUUCGGCGUGAUGUCGGACGCUGAUGCGUUUUCGGGCCAAUCCUCGAACAGGAAGAACCUGACCGUUGUGCCCAACUACUUUGGUGCGUUGUCCGAAAAAGCCAUUACGUACCUGCAGCCUUUGGCUGCAUCCCAGUCAGAUGUGUCUGAAACUCGUACCAAGGUCGACGUUCCCGGAUCACGAGUGGUCCUGAUCCUUGACCCCGUCUACGCGCCGUUCUUCGGCUCCCUUGGCUGCACUUCCGCCAUCGUUUUUACCUGCUUCGGAGCUGCCUAUGGAACCGCCAAGGCAGGUGUCGGUGUCUGCUCCAUGGGUGUCCUCCGCCCCGACCUGAUCGUUAAGAACAUCGUCCCCGUCGUCAUGGCUGGUAUCAUUGGUAUCUACGGAUUGGUCGUGUCCGUCCUUAUCGCGAACAACCUUGGUCAAAAGGUUCCUCUCUACACAGCGCUUGUCCAGCUGGGAGCUGGUCUUGCGGUCGGUCUUGCCGGUUUGGCAGCUGGGUUCGCCAUCGGUAUUGUCGGAGACGCUGGUGUCCGCGGAACAGCCCAACAGCCAAGGCUUUACGUCGGAAUGAUUCUGAUUCUCAUUUUUGCUGAAGUUCUGGGUCUCUACGGUCUCAUUGUUGCCCUUCUCAUGAACUCCCGCGCCACCCUCGAGGCCAACUGCUAA
This is a messenger RNA of Aspergillus mulundensis, 1872 nucleotides long. Its product is annotated as V-type proton ATPase 16 kDa proteolipid subunit. The coding region runs from base 1 to 1872 and encodes 623 amino acids. Gene Ontology annotation, biological process: proton transmembrane transport. Gene Ontology annotation, cellular component: proton-transporting V-type ATPase, V0 domain. Lineage: Eukaryota; Fungi; Ascomycota; Eurotiomycetes; Eurotiales; Aspergillaceae. Gene Ontology annotation, molecular function: proton-transporting ATPase activity, rotational mechanism. The record is from RefSeq and is a predicted model, not a curated record. The transcript has 7 exons.